Messenger RNA from Cricetulus griseus (Chinese hamster), 1857 nucleotides. The record is from RefSeq and is a predicted model, not a curated record. NCBI's taxonomy places the organism in Eukaryota, Metazoa, Chordata, Mammalia, Rodentia, Cricetidae.
AUGACCUCUGACCUCACAGCAGAAAACUCCUUCUGGACAACACAGCGCAAUGGUGAAGUGAAGUUGCGUAUGGACAAGAACUCGGAGGACGAGCCUCCGGUCACAGUGCCCGACAUGAUCAUGAGCGCCGCCACCAAGUACUCACACUACUUGGCAAUAGGCUGCAAGUACAAGAAGAGCUGGCAACUGCUCACCUACAUCGAGUACUACGAGGCCUGCAGGAGGGCUGCCAAGGCCUUCCUCAAGGUGGGUCUGGAACGCUUCCAUGGUGUGGGUAUCAUGGGCUCCAACUCCACAGAGUGGGUGAUUGCCAACAUUGGAGCCAUCAUGGCAGGUGGCAUCUCUGUGGGCAUUCUGUGCACCAACUCACCCAAAGCCUGCCAGGUCAUUGCUGAGACCUCAGAGAUGGACAUCUUCGUGGUGGAUAAUGAGAGACAGCUGCAGAAGGUUAACCAGAUCCAGGGCUACCUGAAGCAUCUCAAGGCCAUCAUACAAUACAGAGAAGACAUCCAGGAAGUACAGCCAAAUCUAUACUCGUGGAAAGGCUUCCUGGACCUCGCAGAUGGCAUCUCGGAUGAAAAACUGGACCAAAUCAUCGACUCACAGAAGCCUAACCAGUGCUGUGCUUUGGUAUACAAACAGGGCAUCUCUGGGCCCCCGAAGGCCACCAUGCUCAGCCACGACAAUAUCACAUGGACCACAGCGGCCACUGUUCAGAGCCUAGAGUACAAGUGUCCGCCUAAUGGCCAGGAGGUCCUUGUGAGCUACCUGCCGCUCUGCUUUGCCGGGACCCAGAUCUUGGAUGUAUGGGUGGCCAUCUCCGUGGCUGGAACAGUCUACUUCCCCUCACCAGAGGCAGGGAAGUGGAAUGGACCAGCACGAGCCCCUGGCACGGUGAGCUCUGGGGGUGAGAGCGACAGUGGCCAGAUCCAGCUCCACCAGCCGCUGUGCUAUGGCCUGGCCAAAAAGCUGACCUUCGACCCUGCCAGGAAGUUCCUGGGUCUCAACCAUUGCCAGCAGUUCCUGAACCUGGGUUUGGGGCUGCCGAGGAACACGCUGGACUUCUUCCUCAGCCUGAACAUACCCAUCUUUGACAUGUACGGCUUGACCGAGUGCAGCGGACUGCACGCUCUGUCCAGCCACCAGGCCUUCCGACAACUGAGCUGUGGGAAGGCACUUCCCAGCGCCCUCACAAAGGUGGAAAAGGAGAACCGGGAAAACGUCGGGAACUUGUGUGUGUGGGGCCGCCACAUCUUCAUGGGCUACCUCAAUGACAAGGUCAACACAGCGAAGAGGGUGGACAGCCAGGGCUGGCUACACACAAACGACCUGGGCUUCUUGGAUGUCGACAACUUCGUCUAUAUCUUGGGGAAUAACGAUGAUCUGAUCACGCUAAGCUCAGGAGAAGUAAUCAACCCGAGUCCCAUAGAGGAGCGAGUGAUGAUUCGAAUCCCCAUUGUGCGCUAUGCAAUGUUGGUGGGCCAGAACGCCCCAUACCUGUGCGCCCUCCUUACACUGAAGUGUCAGAUCAAUCCAGAGACUGGAGAGGCUCGGAGUGCCCUGACCAGCGAGGCUGUGGCCUGCUGCCGGAAGCUGCGGAGCCAGUCCACCUGGUUGACAGACGUCCUAUAUGAUCGUGACCCCCUGGUCACAGAGUUCAUCAGCCAGGGCAUCCAGGAAGUGAAUGCAGAAGCACCCUCAGAGGCCGCCAAAAUCAUUAAGUGGGUCAUUCUAGACAACGAUUUCUCUGUUGGCGGCGGGGAGCUUGGGCCCAUGACCAAGUUGAACAGGACCGCUGUGGCCAAGAUAUACCAGGAGGACAUCCAGAAAUUCUAUGAAAGGAGUCCAAGCUCCUAG